This is a messenger RNA of Paraglomus occultum, 705 nucleotides long. NCBI's taxonomy places the organism in Eukaryota, Fungi, Glomeromycota, Glomeromycetes, Paraglomerales, Paraglomeraceae. The record is from the annotation of a GenBank genome assembly.
AUGCUUCACCUCUCAACACGCAUCGGAACAAGAUUAUCGGCAGUGAGAUGCCUUUCUAUGACUAUACGGGCAAAGCACAGCGUGCCUGACCUUCCGUAUGAUUAUAACGCUCUCGAACCAGCUAUUUCCGCUGAAAUUAUGAAAGUACAUCAUGAUAAACAUCACGCCGCCUACGUGAACGGUUUAAACACUGCUGAAGAAAAAUAUGAGCAAGCUUUACGUGAUGGAGAUCUUACCUCACAGAUCGCCUUACAGUCAGCCAUUAAAUUCAAUGGUGGCGGUGAGUAUUGUCCGUCACUGGAGGACAAUUCUGGAGAAUGCCAUAUCAAUCACUCACUCUUUUGGGAAAAUCUUGCUCCAGUCUCUAAGGGCGGUGGUGAGCCGCCAAAAGGGGCCUUGCUUAGUGCAAUCCAGAAGGAAUUUGGAAGUCUUGAAGACUUCAUUUCUAAAUUCAAUACGACCACUGCUGCUGUGCAAGGAUCCGGAUGGGGAUGGCUGGGUUACAAUAAGAGCUCCAAGCGGAUCGAGAUAGUUACUUUACCUAACCAGGACCCUUUGACAACUCACGUACCGCUCCUGGGUGUUGAUGUCUGGGAACAUGCAUAUUACCUACAAUACAAAAACGUGCGGCCAGACUAUCUCAAGGCAAUCUGGUCUGUGAUCAACUGGAAGACCGUCGCGGAAAGGUUUGCAAAGGCACAAUGA